AUGAAUAAUUAUAGAUUUCCCUAAUCAGCCACCAUUCCUGUGUACAACACUAUCACUAAAGAACAGGCAAACAUCAAAAUCGCUUCUGAUUUCAAAAUGUUCUUGAACGCUUUGAAUGAAAGAUUUCAACUGCCCUAGAAGUUUACCAUGUGCUAUUGUUUUAACAUCAAAGAUCGAGUCACCUAUUUGGCAUGUCCAAUUGACUAUUAUUUAUUCCUAGACAGAGUGCAGAAACUUAAAACCAACAAUUAUCCCAUUCUCUAAAUCGUUAAAUUGGAACUGCACCAAUUUGUAUCCAAAGAAAUGAUUAAAGAUGUCGAAGAAUGGCAAGAGAAAUUGUCGGAUAGCUAUUCCUAAAUCAAUUCAGAGCACCAAUAAAUCCAACAAUUAGACGAAUAAUUUUAACACAUUUCUAUAUCUUAAAUCCAUCACAACGACCAGAUUGACUAUCAUAAGUGUUAGUUUUGCUAUUAGAAUUUGGAAAAUAGUAAAUACUUUAGAUGCAUCGUUUGCUAUUACUUUCAAAUUUGUGAUAUGUGCAAUACACAUAGGAGAGAAAAAGACCAUCCUAUUUCUCACAUCUUUAUUUUCUGCAAUCAUGUGACUGAUUGGAAUAAACUGAAAUAACAAUCAUAACUUAAAAUGAUCAACUAAAAAUAAAAACUCAUGAAAUCAUUUAAGAUACAUAAAGCCAAUAUACAUGAACUUAUCUCUUGCGAUUACUGUCGCUGUGUACCCAUUUAAGGUUAUCGUUACUAAUGCUUUGAAUGUCCAGAUUUUGAUUUGUGCAAGGGCUGCUUCAAAAAAUUCAAACAUGAUCAAACUCACAAUUUUAUUUAAUUGACAACAAGCAUUGAGUUUUUGUUAUUUUCAUGA
Paramecium tetraurelia is the source of this 876-nucleotide messenger RNA. RefSeq lists its product as uncharacterized. The transcript has 2 exons. Gene Ontology annotation, biological process: aggrephagy; mitophagy; endosome organization. Gene Ontology annotation, molecular function: protein kinase C binding; K63-linked polyubiquitin modification-dependent protein binding; zinc ion binding. The record is from RefSeq and is a predicted model, not a curated record. Gene Ontology annotation, cellular component: amphisome; aggresome. NCBI's taxonomy places the organism in Eukaryota, Ciliophora, Oligohymenophorea, Peniculida, Parameciidae.